ACAGGAAACAAAGCAAAGCAAAUCAAAGCAACAUAAAACACAAUUUUAAUAUAUUCGAGAUCGGAUUCCUCUUGAUUUCGAAUAAGACAAGACCAACAGUGUUUUGGUGACGAUAUCGAUCGAAAAACACCAUCGAUACUUGAAAUCCAUUUGAUACAUUCGCGAGUAUCCAGUCCUCGCCUGCAACAUGGCGCUCAUACAGACUGCAUUUAUAUGGGUUGCGUAUGCCGUUGCUGUAGGCAUCGUAGCUCUAAUAGCAGCUAUUUUUACCUAUACGUAUCAAACACCACGCGACCGCUCAGCUCUGGUUUCUACCGUCACGAUUAUCACAUUGACCUCCCUAUUGGCAACGGUUCUACUUCUUCCUGUUGAUAUUGCUCUUGUCAGCUCGACGACCUCGAAGCUUGGUGCAAAGAAAGACUGGGCAACUCCCGAGACUGUCCACAACAUCCUCCUAACUCUAAAAAUUGUUUACUAUGCAUUAUACAGCUUGGAUGCCGUUCUAUGCCUUCUUGUUAUCCCAUUCACAUACUUCUUUUACGAAGAAUACGAUGAAAUCGAUUCGGAGGAAGGCACGCAGACAUUCGGCCAGAGAUUCCUCAGUGCCGCAAAGUACACACUAUUUUUUGUUGUCCUGGUCGUGAUUUUGUUCUUGGUUGGAUUUUUUGUACCUGUCGCAAAGAAUCGUGGAUCCGAUAUGGAUCUAGACUACUUCAAACGUCUUUUGGCUGAGAACCACGGAGAGCGUGCCUUAACUUUCGCAUUGGGCCUAUUGAUUUCAUUGGGCACGUUGUUAUACAUACUUUACACAUCUGUUGGAUUGGCAUUGUUACCCAUAUCUUUCAUCAAAUCUUCACCUUCAAUCAGCGCGCCACAGCUUUCAGAAACAACAGCAUCAGCUCUAGAGCAAAACAGAGAACGACAACGUCAACUAGAGGGACGAAAUGCUGGGAGAGAUGGCGGAUUGUCGGCUAAAGACCAGCGAGAAUUGGAAGCCUUGCAUCGUGAAGAGCGCACUCUGGUUAGACGAGAACGUCUAGCCGCAGAAGCUCGUGGAGAAGGGAAGAGCUUUAUCGUGAGAGCAUGGACCAAGACUUGCGCAAUCUUCAGACCUCUCAAAUUGAUUGGAGGAAUACUGCUUCUUAUUCUCUCCCUGGUUAUAUGGGUUUCUAUGCUCAUUACAGGAAUUGAUAAGGCGAAAAACUCAUUCUGUAAACAACAUUGUGGUUACAUUCUAGGAAGUAUCAAUAUCUUCCAGCCGAUCAAUUGGAUUUUCGUCAAGUCAUCUAUAGUCUUCCCAAUUGACUAUGUCUUGAUGGCACUAUUAGUCCUAUUCCUCUUCAGUAGUUCAGUCACAGGAAUCGCCGCUAUCGGUCUUCGAUUCUUAUGGGUAAAACUAUUUGAAAUACGAAAGGGACAUACCUCUCCACAAGCUCUCCUCAUGGCGACCGUCAUGUUAACUUUGAUCAUACUCGCGAUAAAUUACUCAAUCGCCAUGUUAAUAGCACCACAAUACGCAAUUUAUGGUGCCCAAACAUUCUGCGCCAACCCUACUAAAUUUCCUGGCGACCAACCAGAUUGUAGCAACCACCCAGAGUUGAUCAAAACAUGCAGUGAGCUUUCUUCGGGCGAGGGUGCCGAAAAGGUCUGCACACCUAGCGUUGUGUCUACUUUCCUCAAUAGAGUUACCGUCAACUUCCCAUUCUUCGGUGCUCUUGCAUUUUGGGCUCAAUUUGUCUUCCUCGCAAUCUUUUUGAUCGUCUUCGUUACGGCAUUGUUCCGAACUCCCAAAUUGGACCUUAGCGAGAUUGAUGAAGAUGCUGAGGCUGAUGAGGAAGAAGGCCUUCUUGCUAGUACUGGUAGGAGAUUCGGUGCCACGUGGCAAGAUAUCCGUGGCAAAACGAAGAAUACUAGUAGUGGUGCUGCUGGUCGAGGAAUUCGCGGUGAUGACGAUCAUAACGACGAUUAGUUCUCUACCACGACCUCAAUCUUUUCUUUCUGAAAUUGCAAUCUUCUUAUUUUGGAUCCAUGGAUGGUUGGUCGGGUGGGUGGCGGAUGGCGGAUGGAUCUGGACAAGAUUGGAAAAAAGGACGGAGUUGAUUUAGGGAUUUGCAUCUUGUAUAGUAUACACGCGAUUGGUUUGAGGAUUUUGUUUUUCAGUUCUGCACUGCGUAUAUGUGAACUCGGUAAUACGUGAGGGGAAAUGCAUGUCUUUCGAAUUCUCAAACGAUUGCAAUUAAUGCCGCCAAUCGAGAAAUUGGUAGGACGAGGGUAUGGUCCCGGCGGUAUGGUAGCAGGAAGGGGGACGGGAUUGUUUUUAGCACACUGCAACAGCAAAAUUUAAUUGUUUAUAUUCACUCAUUCCGUGGCGACUGAAACGUCUCCAGUCAUUGAUCGUGUGUGAAGGUUGACCACAGCCUAUCCUAAUUCCAAUCAUAAAGCUCCAGAGCAUAAAG
Botrytis sinoallii is the source of this 2456-nucleotide messenger RNA. RefSeq lists its product as uncharacterized. Gene Ontology annotation, cellular component: vacuolar membrane. The coding region runs from base 188 to 1969 and encodes 593 amino acids. The record is from RefSeq and is a predicted model, not a curated record. The transcript has 3 exons. Lineage: Eukaryota; Fungi; Ascomycota; Leotiomycetes; Helotiales; Sclerotiniaceae. Gene Ontology annotation, biological process: protein localization to vacuole.